GGGACCUGGGCCAGGGAACGCCCCGCUCCGGGGUCGGACCUGGGCGGGGACUACGCCGAGGCUGCGGAAGCUGGGGCGAGAAGGACCCGGGGAGCCCGUGGAAACGCACGUCCGUUGCCGCCGCCGGAGCCUGCGAGCCCAGACCGAGCCAUGUUGCUGGAACUUCUCCUCGCCUCGGUGCUGGGCUUCUUCAUCUACCGAUUUGUCUAUGGAGACAAGGAGGAGACUCUGCCCCUUGAUGAUGGCUGGUGGGGGCCAGGAUCAAGGCCCUCAGGCAGGGAGGAUGAGAGCAUCCGUCCCUUCAAGGUGGAGACGUCCGACGAGGAGAUCAAAGACUUACACCAGAGGAUCGACAGGAUCCGCUUGACCCCGCCAUUGGAGGACAGUCGCUUCCACUACGGCUUCAACUCCAACUACCUGAAGAAGGUCCUAUCCUACUGGAGGAACGAGUUUGACUGGAAGAAGCAGGUGGAGAUUCUCAACUCGUACCCUCACUUCAAGACCAAGAUCGAAGGACUGGACAUCCACUUCAUCCAUGUGAAGCCCCCGCAGCUGUCCUCCAGCCGGACUCCUAAGCCCUUGCUGAUGGUGCACGGCUGGCCCGGCUCCUUCUUCGAGUUUUAUAAGAUCAUCCCACUGCUGACCAACCCCAAGAGCCAUGGCCUAAGCGAUGAGCACAUUUUUGAAGUCAUCUGCCCUUCCAUUCCAGGCUACAGCUUCUCAGAGGCACCCUCCAAGAAGGGCUUCAACUCAGUGAGCACUGCCAGGAUCUUCUACAAGCUCAUGCAGCGCCUGGGCUUCCAGGAGUUCUACAUCCAGGGCGGGGACUGGGGGGCCCUGAUUUGCACGAACAUUGCCCAGCUUGUGCCCAGCCACGUGAAAGGACUGCACUUGAACAUGGCCCUGGUGCUAAGAAAUAAAUACACGCUGACACUUCCCCUGGGACAGCGUGUCGCCGCCCUCUUUGGCUGCACUGAGAGGGAUAUAGAGCUGCUGUUCCCCUUCAAGGAGAAGGUGUUCUACAGCUUGAUGAGAGAGAGUGGCUACAUGCACAUCCAGAGCACCAAGCCGGACACUGUGGGCUGUGCACUGAAUGACUCCCCCGUGGGUCUGGCCGCGUACAUCCUAGAGAAGUUUUCCACCUGGACCAAUUCAGAGUUCCGGGACCUGGAGGACGGAGGCCUGGAGAGGAAGUUCUCCCUGCAGGACCUGCUGACCAACAUCAUGCUAUACUGGACCACAGGCUGCAUCGUCUCCUCCCAGCGCUACUACAAGGAGAACAUGGGCCAGGGCUUCAUGAACCAAAAGCAUGAGCGGAUGAAGGUAUAUGUGCCCACGGGCUUCGCCGCCUUCCCCUGUGAAAUCAUGCAUUUGCCAGAGAAGUGGGUGAGGUCCAAGUACCCGAAGCUCCUCUCCUACUCGUAUAUGGCCCGCGGGGGCCACUUCGCCGCCUUCGAGGAGCCCGAGCUGCUGGCACGGGACAUCCAGAAGUUCGUGGGGUUGGUGGAACGGCAGUGACGUCCCGGUAAUGCACCCUGUCUGGAGGGUUUGCUUCCCCACCACCCCCUGCCAGAGCCCACCUCUCACUGCCACACUCACCACACCACCCCUGGCACAUGCUGACACCCGUGGUAACAACAUGGCUUUGCUAAUAAAUGGUUUGAGUUAUACCA
Messenger RNA from Ochotona princeps (American pika), 1673 nucleotides. It is a transcript of the gene EPHX1, whose product is annotated as epoxide hydrolase 1. Gene Ontology annotation, molecular function: epoxide hydrolase activity. The record is from RefSeq and is a predicted model, not a curated record. Gene Ontology annotation, biological process: arachidonate metabolic process; epoxide metabolic process. NCBI's taxonomy places the organism in Eukaryota, Metazoa, Chordata, Mammalia, Lagomorpha, Ochotonidae. The transcript has 9 exons. The coding region runs from base 151 to 1518 and encodes 455 amino acids.